CCGGGACAGGCUGCACGGAUCAGACCUGCAGCGGUGAAACUUCUCCUUAACCAAAGAAAGAGGAAAGAUUGUACAAGCGUCUUGGAGACUUUAUAUUUUAAUAUUUCUUUUGGCGACAGCUCACAGAGGCUAAUUCACACGAGGAGUAAACGGGUAGCAUCGUGUUUCCCCCCCUCUGUGUGGCCGUGAAUGUUCACCGGUGGUCAGUUUCCCCCAGCCAGAACAACAGACUCAGAGAUCGGGAUUCACUGGAGACACCCUGAUCUGCUGUCAUGUUGGCUUCAAUCACAGAAAGGGUUGGCCUCAACCUUAUGUCUGACAGAGAGAGAUUUCAUCCUCAGGAAUGCUAAUGCCUAAGGCUAAAACCCAAAUCCUGCUCGGUGUUAAUACCCCUGAUUUACUUGUGUGAUAACAGCAAGCUGACUGAUUGGUCAGAGGGGUUGAAUGGCAGCCAGAGGUGUGUCAGCGAUGGGCAGGAAGAUAGAUCUGUCGGGGCUAAAGGACAAUGAGGCGGAGCAUGUGCUGCAGGUGGUGCAGAGGGACAUGAGGCUACGAAAGAAGGAGGAGGAACGCCUCAGUGAACUGAAGCAGGAGCUGGACGAGGAGGGCAGUCGCUGCCUCCUGCUGUCACGGCAGAGAUGCUUUAACCAGCGCUGCUGCAUCCGCUGCUGCUCGCCCUUCACCUUCCUGCUCAACACAAAGCGCCAGUGCCAUGACUGCCACUACAACAUCUGCAAGACCUGCCGGGUCUACAACAAGCAGGACAAAGCCUGGCUCUGCUCCACCUGCCAGAAGAGCAGGUUGUUGAAGACGCAGUCACUGGAGUGGUUCUACACUAAUGUGAAAACACGCUUUAAGAGGUUUGGCAGUGCCAAAGUGCUGAAGACUCUUUACAGGAAGCACCUGGCAGAGCACAGCGCACUUUCAGAGCUUGCUGAGGGCAGUGCUUACGAGGAGAGUAUCUGCAAUGAGGGCAGCAUCUGUGGGAGCGACUCAACCUUCUACAGACAAAGUGAAGACCACAGCAUGGCAGAGACACUCACUGUGGCUUCGCGGGUGGCAGAGGAGGCUGUAGACGAGGCCAUUUCCAAGGCUGAGUCCGACACUGCCAAUCAGGAGAAGCAGAAUGAGGCUCACUAUCUGCGGGAGCACAGAGGAGAGCUCAUUGAGGAACUAGCCAAAACUAUUGUGCAAAAAAUUAUUAAUACGAGGAAGGCUUUGGCUGAGAUGAGAGCAGAAUAUGACCAGGAUUGGCCAGUUGAACACAACACUGACCUUUAUCAUCAUCAGUCCAACUGUGAUCAAGCCUCCAGCUCCCUUAAACACCAACCAGCCCUCUGGAGGUCACACUCUGCCUUCUCCCUGUUGGACAAUUACCCUCCAGGUCUGAUACAAGACUCCUCACAGGCGCUAAAGAAGGACGGAGGUAGGUUAGCUAUGUCAACCUGGAAGAGUGUAGACCGGCUGGACAACAUUGGUGUGUCCUCAGUGCUGAAGAGCCCAGACGGGAACUGGAUCGCCCUGCAGAGCGCUCAGCUGUCUCGUCCCAGCCUGCUGACCAGAAGGAAGAGUCUGGUCUUCAGUGCCUUGGAGAGGGAAUCUGAAGUGGUGUCCGCCUAUGAAGGCAUGGGCUCUGACCUCGAAUCCAAACCCGAAUCUGACAGAUCCUGGGGUGCCGUCCUCCAGGAGAUCAACAGGAAGAUGACAGAUUCUAACUCCAACCUGCAGGACACCCGCGACAGGAUCCCUUCCCUGCUGAUGGGCCGCCGAGGCAGCAGAGACGAUCUGUCUUCAGACUCUGAGGGGGACUGGAAGAGGAAGCUACCUGCAGAGAUCAGGCGAUCGUCAUCCUCCCAUAGGACCAGCAUCAUCGAUGUGAACUUUAAUGUGGAAAGAGCCGGAGUGGAAGAGGAGAGCAAGGUGGCUGCAGAGCCGGAGGUAGAAAAAGUCAGGAGAUCGCGGAGUAAAAAGAAGAGUAAAAAAGAGUUGUCUUCUUCUGUGCUGGAUAACAGCAACAAAGACAACCAUUUGCAACAUCCCUCUGAUGCUGCAACUCCUGAACCUUUUCACCUCGAGGGUGACAUGACAGGGCAUGGAGCAAAUCAGAUUGAGCAGGAGCUCACGCUAAAACCUACGCUAAAUCAGCUAGCAGGCCGCGUUUCUGCAUCCUCCACCGGAGGAGAAGAAGAAGUGAGAGAUGCUGGUAAUGAUGGACAGAGGGAGGAAAAGAGACGGGGGAGUGAGGACAAAGAUGAAGAAGAUGAGAGGCUGUGGAGGAGGGAGAUUGACUUGGAUGAAGAUAGAACAGAGGAAGAGGAAGACAUAGAUGAUAAAGAUAUGAAAUACAGAUUAUUCAGGCUGAUCGCACAGUCCAAACUCGCAUACUUCUCAUCUACUGAUAAUGAGUUAGACAAAGCUGGUCAGAGUAAAGAAGAAUGGGAAGGAGACAGGGAUGAAGAUAUGGAUGAGCAAAAGGUGAAAAAGACAGACGGACUUAAUUCUAAAAAGAAAGUCAGGGCCAACCAGUUCUCCUCCACAGAGGAUGAGCUGGACAGAGUUGGAGUCAUGGAUGAAGAGAAGAAGAAGAAGACAGGCGAGGAGGAGGAGGAGGAGGAGGAGCUGGCAGUGAAAGUGUGCCGAUUAGCUAACCAAACCAAGGCCACCCAGUUUUCAUCCACGGAGGAUGAGUUAGACCGAGCAGGCAGAGGUGAAGAGGGGAAGGAAGUGAUAGACGAAGAGAAGCUGUGGAAACUGGAGGCGGAAAAAGACGUCCAUGCCGCUCAACUGCGUGAUUUGGCCAGUCUAGUUAGUGCUUCCCAGUAUUCUUCCACUGAGGAUGAGCUGGAUAGAGUUGGAGAGAAUGAGGUGGAGGAGGAAGUAAAUGAAAGAGGAAUUAAGAGGGAGGAAGCGGUGCGAAAGAAUCGGGAAAGGAGAGAAUCAUUUGGAGAUUUGGAUGUGACAAUGUUUGAUUUAAGGUAUGAAAUUAAGGAAAGAAAGACGGAGAGCAGUGAUGAAAAAGUUGAAGAUGUCCAACAAGAUCAAACACAGAAAACGGAGGAGAUAUUAUCCUUACAUGAGACAAAAGUGCAACAAGAGAAGUGGCCAGACAAAAAGGAAGGAGAAGAGAGACAGGAAGAGGAAAAUAUUAGAGAAAGCAAAGGGAGUCAGGAGACAGCCGUAGGCAGCGAUGAGGAAGAUGCAGAAUUUCACAGAAUAAUCAGCAGCAUGUUAAUGAUGACUUUGGACGACAUGCAGGUAGAGACAUCGAAGGAUGAAGCUGCAGAAAAUGGGAGCAUAAAUAGAGAGCCAGAGGAAGUAGACACAGAUGAGAAUGUAAAAGUUGGGUUCGAAAAUGGCAAGGGGCAGGAAAAAGAUGCAGAUGCACAAGAAAAAAGAAAUUUAGCAAUCAAAGAGACACUUAAGGAUCAUGACGAACAAGAGGACAGAAAAGUCACGACUGAGUGGAAAAUGAUAGAGACACAAGAAGAUACUGCAGAGGAAGCUUUUGAAAAUAAAGAAAUGGAUAUAAGACUGGAGGAAACCAAAGAAGAAAAUGCAGACGACUUGGAGCAGAGCAGCUUGUCUUCUCUACAGGAGGGUCUACUGUCACCUGAGGAGAUUCAAAGUGGUAGUGACAUGGAGCUUUACAAAACAAUAGAGUUUAUCUCAACUCUGCUGAAGCAGAGGUACACGGCGGUGUCUCUGCGCAGCAUCACCACUGAGGUCCUGAAGGUGUUGAAUGCCACUGAAGAGCUGCUGCUGCAGGGGGUGGAGGGAGGAGACGGCCCCCGACUCUCUAGCACCUCUCUGCCCUCCAACACAGACCCCAAGAAACUGGAUCAACAGUUCUCCAGACUGGAGGAGAAUGUGUAUGUGGCAGCUGGAGAGGUGUACAGUCUGGAGGCGGAGCUGAGUGACCUGGAGGAGUGUGCAAGGGGCAUCUGCAGCGGGACGUCCGACAUGGAGCUGUCCUUCCUGGAGGAGCAGAUAGCAUCUGCAGCUGCUAAGGUUCAACAGUCUGAUCUGCAGACUUGUGACAUCUCGGCCAGAAUUGCUGCUUUGAAGAGUGCAGGCCUCAAUGUGGACCCACAACAGUCACGCUUCACUAAGACCAAGACUAUUCCAGUUAUGCCUGUCACUGUGGACUCAUCAAGACAGCUGAGGAGGCGAUUACCUGCACCACCAGUGAAAGAAGACAAAGAGGAAACCUAAAUCAUCGAUCCAGGACCUUUGCAGUACCUCCAACACAGCAGUGCCUUGACCCUCUCACUCUGCAGCCUACAGGCCGCUCUUAAGUUCCAUUGCCUUAAUUUCAUUUUUAGACUAAACAUG
Molecule: messenger RNA, 4332 nt
Organism: Sander lucioperca (pikeperch)
Lineage: Eukaryota; Metazoa; Chordata; Actinopteri; Perciformes; Percidae
Gene: myripa
Product: rab effector MyRIP
Exons: 18
Coding region: 445-4212 (1255 amino acids)
Biological process (GO): intracellular protein transport
Cellular component (GO): cortical actin cytoskeleton
Molecular function (GO): small GTPase binding; actin binding; myosin binding
Source: RefSeq, a predicted model, not a curated record